AUGGCGCCCCUAAUCCCGCCCAACCUCGCCACGGCGGCGCGUCAGCUCGUCGGCACGGUCGUCCGGCGCGCCAGCGACGCUCUCCUCGACAACAACAGCCACGACGACAACAACAAACCGUCACCCCGCUCGCUCCUCAUCUCCGUCCCCGCGCCGCUCCCCCUCAGCCUCCUAUCACCAACCACGACCGGCAGCGACGCGGACCCGCCGACGCGGGCGCUCGCGGCGCGGCAGUUCGCGGCCACGACGAGCACCGUCCCGGGGGGCUACCACACGGCGGGGCCGGAGCCGGGGGCGGUGGUGGGUAUCACGCUGGGGUCGCUGGCCGGGUUCCUGCUGGUGCUGUGGCUCGUGUACGUGUGCAUCAACAUGGGCAACGCGCCGCGCGCCGUCACCGACGCCACCUCCUCCUACGGCGGCACCGCGUCCGUCGUCGAGGUGCGCAAGUCGUCGCGGCACCGCCACGCGUCGGCGGCGGCGGCGCGCCGUGGUGGUGGAGGUAUGGGCAGGCCGCCGCCGCCGCCGCACGUGGAGCGGGUCGUGGUGGAGGAGUCGACGCGCACGGCGCGGGCCCGCCGCAUGUCGGCCGGCAGCAGCCUCCCCGAGCGCGGCAUCCCCGUCCCCGGCCCCCGCAUCGUGCCCAUGGACAGCGACGACAGCGCCGACGAGGAGGACGAGGUGGUGGUCAUCGAGGAGCGCUCGCCGCCGCCCCGCAGGCGGAGCAGGAGGGGUUCGGGCAUGACGGGCGAGAGGAUCUACUACGAGCAGAGGGAGAGGAGCGUCUCGAGGAGGAGGUAG
This is a messenger RNA of Gaeumannomyces tritici R3-111a-1, 798 nucleotides long. RefSeq lists its product as hypothetical. Lineage: Eukaryota; Fungi; Ascomycota; Sordariomycetes; Magnaporthales; Magnaporthaceae. Bases 1 to 798 code for a protein of 265 amino acids. The transcript has 2 exons. The record is from RefSeq and is a predicted model, not a curated record.